AUGUCCGACUCAAAGGCAUCUAAAUCCAUGUUUGCAAAGCGUCCAAUCAAGGUGAUUGUAGGCGGCAACGACAGUCAAUAUUAUGUUCAUCGUGGUGCGCUUGAAGCUCACCCCGCAUUCGAAGAGAAAUUAAAGUCUUCGACUGAUAAUUUUGAAAACAAUGUUGAUUGGUGCACCUUCGACGAGCAGACUGUUGAAUGUGUUUUGAGCUUUCUGUACACCGGUGACUACCAGGUUCCCAAGAAGCCAGCUGUGGUGGCCGAGGGAAUCGAAGAGGAUGCAGAUGCGGGGGAAGAGGCCCCAGCGGAGGAGGAAGGAGAAGAAGAGGAAGAGGAAGUAGUCGAGAACAUUGAGGAGGCGGAAGAAGGAGGCGAAGAAGGUACCGCAAAUCAAAGCUUGAUGCCACUUCAACAUCCAAUGAAGCUAACGUCAAAAACCCAACUAGAACCCAUCUCACCCUCAUCCACCAACCCGCCAUCUCCAGCUUAUUCGGAGAGCGACCCGAACGACCGACCUUUGACACCCCUGGAAAAUUGCUGCGGCGUUGAUCUCCCGGAGUAUGCCUUGGCCAAGACCCCAGAGACCGAAGCGGACGAAGAGUCAGCCCCAGAGGCCGAGGAGAGUUCUGCUGCAGAGAUAUAUCUUCACACCAAAAUCUACUCCUUCGCCUGCCAACUCGACUUUUUCAAGUUGAAAUAUUUCUCCCUAAACCGCCUGGCAAAGGCGCUUGUUGGCCUAGAGCAAACAAAUAAAGACCUCUUCCCGUACCUGGCAGAUGGCAUCAGACUGAUCUAUACAACCACCGAGACAACCGACGCAACGGGAGCAGACGAUGCAAGGAAUCUGCUAUCCCAGUUCGUUGCGUUCAAGUACACCACGCUUAUUAGCGAAGAGUUCGACAAGCUGAUUGCCGAAGGCGGGGAGUUCAUGGUCGACGUCUCACGCAAGCUUGCUCGGAAGCUUGUGUCCUUGUCGAACGCAUCCGAGGAGAAGAUUGAGGAGCUUUUGAGAAUGAAUGAAGUCUUAGAGAAAUCUCUUUAUGAAAGUAAUCAGCGUGUGGAGAAGGUGACAGCGGAAGUUCGGCGAAAUCUACCUGCGCAGAAAUAUCAGGCUUUCACUUAUGAGAUUUGA
Messenger RNA from Penicillium soppii, 1131 nucleotides. RefSeq lists its product as uncharacterized. Gene Ontology annotation, molecular function: protein binding. The transcript is spliced from 2 exons. The record is from RefSeq and is a predicted model, not a curated record. Bases 1 to 1131 code for a protein of 376 amino acids. NCBI's taxonomy places the organism in Eukaryota, Fungi, Ascomycota, Eurotiomycetes, Eurotiales, Aspergillaceae.